Lytechinus variegatus (green sea urchin) is the source of this 1986-nucleotide messenger RNA. RefSeq names its product STAGA complex 65 subunit gamma-like. Gene Ontology annotation, cellular component: SAGA complex. Gene Ontology annotation, molecular function: transcription coactivator activity; protein heterodimerization activity. NCBI's taxonomy places the organism in Eukaryota, Metazoa, Echinodermata, Echinoidea, Temnopleuroida, Toxopneustidae. The coding region runs from base 150 to 1529 and encodes 459 amino acids. The record is from RefSeq and is a predicted model, not a curated record. The transcript is spliced from 13 exons.
UUUGUACCAGAAUAUCCCUGAUUAUAUUCGCUAUUAGGCCACGAGGUUCAAUUAAAUCUGGGACUCUAUCAUUAAACAGCAUUGCUAUCCGGAAGUACGUAAUACGUAAGCAGUUCAAGGGUCAACGCUAUUGUAUUUCCGUUGUUUACAUGUGGAUCGAGGGGUCUACGCGGCAUCAGUUAGUUAUUUUCCAUUUGACUCAAGCUUUGGGUGAAGAUUUAGCGAUGAGCGGACAUUGGGGUGAGAUGAGUGGGUCAAUUGUUUCACCUUUGACUUCCUCUAUGGUUGACAUGGAGACCCUGGCCAUGAAGUCACAGAGUGUCCAGGUCAAAGUGCCUCAUCUUCAUCAACCUUCUGCUCAACAGAAGCCACAGAUUCAUCAAUUGCAGUCUGAGUUAUGCAGACCUGAUGUGACCAGUCUGCACUCAAUAGAAUUACUCAAACACUGCAGGCAAAUCAGAACAAGAAUGCUCACGCACCACCAUCAUCAAGAAUCCUCGAAAGGAGAAGAGAGAUUCAGCAAUACCAGGCUACCACCCCUACCGCCCCAGCCUCAGAUACAAACCACUGAUAAGCCAUCUAUCCCCGUCAUCACUGGUAUCAAAGCAAGACCAGAGUGUCCAAGAUUAAAACUGCCUGAUGGAAGUGUCGAGAUUGACGCUGGGAUAGCCAGACAACUCACCUGUCGAGCAGUCGCCACCAUCUGUUCACAUAGUGGAUAUGAUUCAAGUCAGGAAUCUUCAUUGGAAACAUUAACAGAUGUUCUUCAGGAGUUCUUAUGUAACACUUGUAAACUACUCAGAGUAGCCGUAGACAGGGAGGCUCUUACUGGCCACACGGGAUUCCAAGACACCCUCACCCAAGUUUUCCAUGAGAUUGGUGUCGGGAGCACUCAGACCCUUAUCAGUUUCUGGAAGACCAGGAUACGAGACUAUCAUGACCGCAUCCUGAAACAGACCGAGGACAUUAGAGGGAAAUACGAGGACAUGAAGAAUCCAAAUUACCAGCCACAAGACGACAAGUCACCAAGGGUGAAAGAAGAGCCUCUGUCUGAUAUUUCCUUCCAUGAUUCUCAGUCACAACCCCAUGACGAUAGCCACGAGAACAAUAGUGAAACUUCCUCAUCUGAGACACCAUCCAAUCAGCCACUCUCUUUCCACAGCCUCAGUGGGAUGGACUUGGAUGACUCCAGUGGUGCAGUGACGGUGGUUGAAAGGGGAGGAGAGAGAAGAGAAGGAGAGGAGGAGGAGGUGGAUGAGAGCAGCAGUGAAUGGUACCAAGGGGUAAAGGAAGAAGAUAACGGGGAAGAUGCAUCAAGCUCGUCGGCGGGGAUAGCUGGUGUGAAGAGAGAGCUGAUGAGUGGGGAGGAUGAGAAUGCACAGGACGUGAAGAUUGAAGAAGCAAUAAUUGGGGAAUCCCCUCUUAUAUCCCACUUGCAAACAAGCCACGCCCUUGAUGUUGAUAACACCUCGCCCGUGGAAAAGAAGAUACACUUGAAUAUGCCACCUAGAAAGAAGAAGAAGAAGUGAAUUGAUUUAGAGAUCAUUUUUGUCUCGCCUGCAUAGCAGAAGUGUUACAUACAUAUAGGCAGCGGCAUCAGAAUGGAAAGUGUAACCAAGGAUUAGUUUUUGAAAUUUCAUCAUAACUUUAAAAACAUGUUGACCUUUUUCAUGAAACUUGGACUUAAGGGUAAUAAAGUAUCACUUAGCAUCAUGCAAUAGUUUCGGGUCACAUGAUCAGGCUACAGGUCAUUUAGAAUCGAUGAACUUUCAGCAUGUUGUGGUAUCAAUAUCUUAACCCUUAAUAAACUUGACAAAUUUCACCGCUACGCCGCCGCACAAAUUUUUUUGACUGCGACGCCCGGGUACACGCUUUUGAAAUCACAUAAUAUUUUGUAAGCACAUGUUGGUCCCAAAAUUGCUCAAAAACAUGAUUACAUGUACUAAGUCAAUGCGAAUUGUGUUUUUCAACUAAAAAUCAUAAAUG